Molecule: messenger RNA, 432 nt
Organism: Soboliphyme baturini
Lineage: Eukaryota; Metazoa; Nematoda; Enoplea; Dioctophymatida; Soboliphymatidae
Source: the annotation of a GenBank genome assembly
CCGGCCGAGAAACCGUGGUCAAAGGGCUCGCGAACUAUCAUUGGAAUUUCCUCUAAUAUUCAUUCGUCCCCCCAUGGCGGUGCAGGCUCCAACGAUGUCCCUUUCGUUCGCCUACAGCGAGCGCAGUUUUUGCACGACAUAGCCGAGUAUCUCGGCAUUGGUCAGGGUGCAACGCGUCAGAUAAUCGAGCGCAGCACGUUUCUUCGUAGGUACACGCUGGCGGAGAUGAUCGGCGACGUCGAACACAAAAGCUGUUGCAUUUGUCUAGAAGAGUUCGUAGCAGGUGAGGAAGUUCGGGUGCUGCCGUGCACACACUUUUUCCACACUGCCUGCAUCGAUCGUUGGUUGAUAACCAACAGGAAGUGCCCCCUCUGCAGGAGAAACAUAGACAACGAACAUCUGCCAAUUGCUGCUGCGAGGCUGAUGAACUGA